CAUACUCUUAUCGCACGCCGGAUGUUGUACACCACGAUCUCGAACUUUCAUUCGAUACGAUCUGCGCACUACUGUACAAUGAAGAAACGGGAACUGCCGUUUAUCGCCGAAGCCUUUCACUGUGGAGAUCCGAUGGCGGGGUGUCGUGCUGCAGCGCUCUGGUAGAUUCAUAGGGUGAGUAUUUCUUCCUUACAGACCGUAUGUGCCUACCAUUUUCGCAACUCUACGCUCCUGGAUCGCUUCCAUAAAUUCUUCGGCGUCUUUUCCAGUCUUCCAUUGCCUGGGCCCUACGACGCCAUGUUUCCACGUUUCGCACUGCCCUGUUGGCUGGCAGUCUUGUCAUUCGCGCUUUCAGUCGCGUCGCGUGUAACAUCAGAGACCAAGGACUUGUUUGUCGACGCUGAUCUUUUUGAAGCGAUUGACGAUACUGCAGCCCUACUUCUCGCGUGCACUUUGCCGAAUACAAACCUCCUCGCCGUCAAUAUCAACGUCAACUCGACAUACUCUGCCUUCGCUGCGUCGGCAAUCGUGAACCACUAUGGUUAUUCCUCGGUUCCGAUUGGGCUGCCCAGACCCUACACGAACAUUAAAUCCCCCGAACCAUUUGGAGGAGAAUAUGCAAGCAAGGUCGCUGCUGGAUGGUCCGGUGGCUCGGUACCCAAUGGGCAGGUUAACAAGACCUGGGACCCAGUAGAGCUAUAUCGCAAGACGUUGGCGGAAGCGAAGAACAACAGCGUGACUGUUGUGUCGAUUGGUUUCAUGGGAUCGUUGUCUGGCCUUCUCAAUACGACCAGUGAUGAAUACUCCGUGUUGGACGGAUACGAGCUCGUUAAGGCAAAAGUCAAGGAACUAGUUGUCAUGGGCGGUGGUUACUCGCCAGAGCCAUCCAUCGAUGAGGAGUAUAAUUUUGCGAUUCAAAACGCUCCACACGUCAUCAACACAUGGCCCGAUUGUGUUCCGAUGACCUUCCUUGGCGCGGAGGUGGGCGUCGAAGUCCUGUCGGGCGCACGGUUUACUGUCUGCGGACCCCCGAAUGACCCAGUCAAAUCGGCUUGGGAGUACUGGGGGUCCUACAACCACUCGGAAUACUCAUGGGAUUUCUUGACCAUGGUAUAUGCAGGCAAAGGCCUGGGCACUUGGUUCGAGUAUGGAAACGAAAAUGGGUACAACUUUCUGUUCCCGAACGGCAGUAACAUCUGGGUGGAAGACGAACGCCGGACCAGCCAGCACUAUUUGAAGCUCAAGGCGUCGAACGAGACGGUUUCCAAGGAAAUGGAUAAUCUCUUACUGCGCGGCGCGUGGACCCACGCCCAAGUGGACUGAAGCCUCGUACUAUCGAAAGAAGUGUUCUACUAAGCUCAGGCUUUUCAGGCUUUUCAGCGGUUCGCACGGCUCGUCUAUGUCCAUUCAAGACUACCUCUCCAGGCAUCCAGGUUACCAAGUGUGACAAUCAUAGAGCCCUACGA
Messenger RNA from Alternaria rosae, 1466 nucleotides. Its product is annotated as inosine-uridine preferring nucleoside hydrolase-domain-containing protein. The record is from RefSeq and is a predicted model, not a curated record. The transcript has 2 exons. Lineage: Eukaryota; Fungi; Ascomycota; Dothideomycetes; Pleosporales; Pleosporaceae. The coding region runs from base 298 to 1323 and encodes 341 amino acids. Gene Ontology annotation, molecular function: hydrolase activity, hydrolyzing N-glycosyl compounds.